Messenger RNA from [Candida] anglica, 615 nucleotides. The record is from the annotation of a GenBank genome assembly. NCBI's taxonomy places the organism in Eukaryota, Fungi, Ascomycota, Pichiomycetes, Serinales, Debaryomycetaceae.
AUGACAAUGAAUAAUAAGAUAAUGAUCGUUACAAAUGUAUCACAAGCAGAAGCUAAGAAAUGUUUAGGUUCAAGUGGUUCGUGGAAUCCAAUUGAAGAUGAUUCAGAAUUGAUAUUCUUUGCAAAUAUAGAAGGAUUAAUUGCAUAUAUUGGACCACAUUCUCGCGUAUAUGAUGGCAAAGUUAUAAUAAUGUUUUUCAAUGGGCUCGAUUAUAUUGAAAGAACCGUGUCGACCUUAAUUGAAUUGAAGCAGCAGACAACUACUAGAGACUCUCCAUUGGAAUUUGCGAUGGAUCUGAUGACUGCGAAAAAUGUGAGUCGCAGAGGUAGCGCGACUCAAGAAACGACUAGGAGUCAUGUCCAAUUCACAGACAUGCGAUUCUUUUUCCACCUGUCUAUAUGCGAGCUGGUACCAGGAUUCAGUCAAGAUAAAGAAGCGUUUUGUACAUUGGCAACACUUGUGAGUACGGUAGUAAGUAAAUCUGGAACUGUAUGUACCCCACGUUCGUUAUAUAUCGACGACUCAACUGUUGAAGGUGCAAAGGAACAACCUAUGCGGUGUAUGUUAAGAAAUUUCCCCGAUCUUGAAGUGAGAUUAGGUAGCGGUAUACAUUGA